CCUCGAGCCGGGCCGCCAAACGCUGCUGCCAAACGCCUCCACAGCGUGCCGGCGCCACGUCUUCUUUCUUCGCACACCCACCAUCCCGUUCCACGCACCUCUGACUCACACAUCCACUGCCUCCGGCACGCACCCAUCCGAGUCACCUCCAGGUCUUUCACGCCCACACCGCACCACGCGGCCUGCCCGCUGCCGGGCGUCAAAAGGGCGCUGCGCCGCGGGCACCUGGCGCUGUCGCCGCACUCGCGAUACCCGCGCCUGCACGAUCCUGUCCUCUGUCUGCGCCAGCCAGGAGCACACUGCCGCACACGCGCGUCCAUACCUGACAGCGCAAGCUGCCCGUGUCAGCACUUUUACCGCAACGCGCUAGCCCUCCGCUUUCGCCGCCAUGGAGCUCGCUCUCGAGACCUCAGAGGCGCACGUCUUUCUCUGGCCCGGCUCGACGCCGGACGCCGAGGGCGUGCGCGACUCGGCGCCCAAGGACGAUGCUGUGCUCGUCGCCUUCGUCGCGCUGAGCAUCCCGCCGGGCACGACGCCGCCGAGCAAGAUCCAGGCGCUGACGCUCAACUUUGAGGCGACGGAGAACAUCGGCUUUCCGAGCGGCUUCUACGAGACCAACACGCCCUUCUCCGUCAAGAUCAACUGCGAGCAGGCGGCCAACAUGCCGCUCAGCUCGGGCAAGGUGUAUCGCUGGGAGUUCCCCAUCCGCGUGCCGCACGACUCGCCGCCGUACGAGCGCUGCAACUCGGGCCGCGUGUACUACCGCCUCUCGGCAAAGGUGACCUUUGCCGGCGGCCUGCUCAAGAAGCGGCCGCUCGUUGCGGAGAAGGACAUGUUCUUGAUCACAGUGCCGACGCAGGACGGCGUGCUGGACUAUGCACGGAGCCACGGCUCCUUUGCCGAGCACCUCGGUCCGAUCGCCAUCGUCGUGCGGUCACAACAUCUGACUGUCGGCGGCUAUGCGCGUCUCGCUCUGUCUCUGCCAUCGCCGUCGCCGACACUACAGAUCGAGUCUGUUGCCAUGUCGCUGGUGCAGCACACGGUCGUCAAGUCACGGAAAGGCACACCUGCUGCCGCAGAGGCAGCGCGGCCCGAGCGGCUCAACUUCUUCACGAUCGACGCUGCCGAGAUGCUCUCGAAGAAGACGUCCGACGGCGCGUAUGACGGCAGCUGGAUCGCGCGCUUACCAAAGGAUGAUGUGACCAGGCCAAGCACGUUGCCGAACAGCAAGGCAGCCAUCCGCAUCUCGCACACGCUCGAAGUGCGCAUCGUGUUCCGGCCUGACGCGAGCGCGCCCGACGCCAAGCCGCUGGUCUACUCGGCGUCGUGGAGCGUGGUGCUGCCGCACUGCUGUUGUCUGUGGCGCAGCCUGCGCUUGCCGACCUACUCCAUCUCGGACCCGGACCCGGUGCCGGAGCGCGGCCGCGACGACUGGCAGCCGGAGAAGUACGCCAACAUCCACGUCUCGCAGUCGGGCUGCGCCUGCGGCGAGACGCUGCAGACGCUGCUCGAGUGGGAGGACGAGGCGGACGACGACCAGGCGCUCUGCACCACGCGCGCCAUUCGCGAGGACAUGCACGCGCAGUGGAUCCGGGAAGGCCCGGGCUCCGUGCGUGCCGCCGCAGCGACGCAUCUGCAGAUGCGGUCCCGCGCCGCCAACGGCCGGCGAGCGCCCGGCGCAGACGACGAGGAGGCGCAGCCCGAUGCAGCAGCCGCGGAGGACGAGGCUGCGGCGCUCGAGAGUGCCCUGCGUCUGCCGGAGCAGCUCAACGAGACGCCCGAGGAGCGGCGCGAGCGCGAGCGCCGCGCAAAGGAGACGCAGCAGUACGUCAGCGUCGAGGACUACCAGCAGCCGUGAGACAGCGUUCAGCACCGCACCACACAUUCGAUAUCACGGGAAAGGAGACGAUAGAAAAGGGACCUCUCUGCAACGCCGCAUCUGCACCAGCUAACCAACCAAUGUCACGCCAUUCUGCCAUC
This is a messenger RNA of Tilletiopsis washingtonensis, 1980 nucleotides long. RefSeq lists its product as hypothetical. The transcript has 5 exons. Lineage: Eukaryota; Fungi; Basidiomycota; Exobasidiomycetes; Entylomatales. Bases 389 to 1858 code for a protein of 489 amino acids. The record is from RefSeq and is a predicted model, not a curated record.